Anas platyrhynchos (mallard) is the source of this 1535-nucleotide messenger RNA. It is a transcript of the gene LRR1, whose product is annotated as leucine rich repeat protein 1. Lineage: Eukaryota; Metazoa; Chordata; Aves; Anseriformes; Anatidae. Gene Ontology annotation, cellular component: cytoplasm. The record is from RefSeq and is a predicted model, not a curated record. Gene Ontology annotation, molecular function: protein binding.
CCCUUUUCCCUUCCCGCCCUCGAGCCCUUUCCGCCCGCCGUGCCGGGGCUGGGCAGCGAUGCGGCUGCAGUGCGAGGUGGAGGUGCUCAGCCGCCUCCUGCCCUCCUGCGGGCUGCGGGGCCGGGGCCGUGCCACCAGGGCGCUGCUGUCGCUGGGUCGCCCGCCCGGCGGGGCUGGGGGCGGCUCCGUUUACCUCAUGGUGUGCACGGCCAGGGACCGGGCCGGCUCUCGCUAUAAGGUGCAGGAGAACGUCGAGCGGUGCUUCACCCGCUUCGUGGAGGAGGGCAAAGCCACCCUGCGGCUCCGGGAGCCUGCUGUGGAUAUCUGCCUCAGCAAGGCAAAUGCCAGCAAUUUAAAGAAUUUCCUUUCAGCUGUGAGACUGGCUCACCAAGGGACCAACAUCAGCGCUCUCCCGCUCUCAGCUCUGGUACCAGCGAAGACUUCAGAAGUGGAGAAGCCGAAAACAAAAAUGAUCAUAACUUCAAAAAGAGACUAUCCGCUCACCAAGAACUUCCCUUAUUCCCUCGAGCAUCUCCAGGCCUCGUACUGCAAACUCGCUCGGAUCGACACGCGCGUGCUCUGCUUGAAGAAGCUCCGAAAACUCGACCUGAGCCAUAACCACAUUAAGCAGCUGCCGGCCACCAUCGGUGACCUGGUGUUCCUUCAGGAGCUCAACCUGCACGACAAUCACCUGGAGACCUUCAGCAGUGCCCUGUGCACCUCCACCCUUCAGAAGUCUCUCCAGUGCUUGGACCUCAGCCAAAACAAAAUUAAAGCACUGCCCAUUCAGUUCUGCCAGCUGCGAGAACUUGUUAAUUUGAAGCUGGAUGACAACGAGCUGAUUAGGUUGCCAUUCAAGAUCGGCCAGUUAGAUCAUCUGCGCUUUCUGUCGGCAGCUCGAAACAAACUUCCUUUCUUGCCCAGUGAUUUUAGGAAACUCUGUCUUGAGAGCCUGGAUCUCUUUGGGAACCCUUUUGAGCAGCCUAACCCUCUUGUUCCCAACAUACAGCUGAAAAUACCAUUGACUUUAUUAGAGUGUGCUGCGAGAGCUACCGUAAAUUACAGACUCCCUUACGGUUGCCACCUCCUCCCCUCUCACCUCUGCGAAGACCUGGAGGUGGCCAAGACGUGCCAGUGCGGCGGCGCCUGCCUGAGCAGCUUCAUCCAGAUCACGGUGACCAUGAACCUGCACCACGUGGCUCACACCGUGGUCCUGGUGGACAACAUGGGAGGCACGGAAGCGCCCAUCGUCUGCUAUUUCUGCUCUCUGGACUGCUACUCCGAGUUCCUGGAUGACACCUACCUGCAGGGCAGCUGCGACUACUGACGGGGCAGGGGCUCACCCGGGGGGCUCCAUCCCGUGCUGGGCGCUCCAUCCCGUGCUGGGGCGCUCACUGCUCACCUCCCACCCGGUUCUGAGCUCGCCUCCCAGCCAUUUGGGUGCCACAGGGGUCAGCCUGGUGGGGAGGGAGCAGCUGUGGUGCACCCCGGGAUUUCUGUGCUGGGAAUAAAAAGGUGCUGAGCAUCAACCCUCA